AUGUGUGAGGAAGAAAAGGUGGCCCCUUUUACGCAGGACGAAGGUGAUUACACCCGCCUCCUGAACACAUGUUCACGAGUCGGUAAGUUUGCUGCCCCGAUUCUGGAGAGUAUUGGUCUUGGUCUUGGUCUGUCCAUACUCUCGAACUCCUCGCAAUACAUGGUUCCGGCUAAAGUCCCGAACCACGAAAACACUGGCAGUAUGGAUUCAAGAGUAUGCCUUACCUCAUUCCUGUGUGGUCUCGACUGCAUGACAAAGUAUGCAUCUGUGGCAGGAUGA
Molecule: messenger RNA, 279 nt
Organism: Protopolystoma xenopodis
Lineage: Eukaryota; Metazoa; Platyhelminthes; Monogenea; Polystomatidea; Polystomatidae
Source: the annotation of a GenBank genome assembly